AUGCGAUCUCUCGCCCCCUUGGCUCUCAGCCUCCUCGGCGCAUCAAGCGUAGUGUACGCUGCGGACGCUGCGGAUGCCGAGUCUGAUGUCAUCUCACUUAACACGGACACGUUCGAAAGCUUCAUGACGGAACAUGAUCUGGUGCUUGCAGAAUUCUUUGCGCCCUGGUGUGGCCACUGCAAGGCUCUCGCUCCCAAGUAUGAGGAAGCGGCUGCAGAGUUGAAGGCAAAGGAUAUUCCUUUGGUAAAGAUCGACUGCACUGUAGAGGAGGAUCUGUGUCGGAGUCAGGGCGUUGAGGGCUACCCGACUUUGAAGAUCUUCCGUGGACCCGAAUCGAGCAAGCCUUACCAAGGUGCGCGUCAAGCAGAAUCCAUUGUGUCCUACAUGAUCAAGCAAUCUCUUCCUGCCGUGUCACCUGUUGACGGUGAGAAUCUUGAAGAGAUCAAGACUAUGGACAAAAUCGUCGUCAUCGGUUAUAUUGAUCCGGAAGAUAAAACGACACAUGACGCAUUCGAGGCCUUUGCUGAAUCCCAGAGGGAUAAUUACCUCUUCGCGGAAGCAAGUGACCCUGCCAUCGCCAAGGUGGAGGGUGUCCAGCAGCCGGCUUUUGUUCUCUACAAGGACUUCGAUGAGAAAAAGGCAGUUUUUGAUGGCGAAAUUGACCAAGAGGCUCUACUCGGCUGGGUAAAGACCGCUAGCACUCCCCUUGUGGGCGAAAUCGGCCCCGAGACCUACUCUGGGUACAUCACAGCCGGCAUUCCCCUCGCAUACAUUUUCGCCGAAACCAAGGAAGAGCGGGAACAGUUCACGGAGGAUUUCAAGCCGAUCGCGGAGAAGCACAGAGGCUCUAUCAACAUCGCUACUAUUGAUGCCAAGAUGUUCGGUGCGCAUGCAGGAAACCUCAACCUCGAUCCCCAGAACUUUCCUGCCUUUGCCAUUCAAGAUCCUGCGAAGAAUGCCAAAUACCCGUAUGACCAGUCCAAGGAACUCAAGGUGGAAAAUUUGGAGAUUUUUAUCCAAGACGUUCUUCAUGGCAAGAUCGAGCCUAGCAUCAAGUCAGAGCCUAUCCCGGAGACUCAGGAUGGCCCAGUGACCGUUGUUGUGGCACACUCUUAUAAGGAGCUUGUUGUUGAUAACGACAAGGACGUUCUUCUAGAGUUUUAUGCGCCAUGGUGCGGGCACUGCAAAGCUCUUGCUCCGAAGUACGAUGAGCUUGCUAGUCUUUAUGUCAACAACCCUGACCUUGCGGCCAAGGUUACUGUCGCCAAAAUUGAUGCGACAGCCAACGAUGUCCCUGACCCUAUCACUGGUUUCCCAACAAUCAGACUGUACCCAGCCGGUGCCAAGGAUUCUCCAAUUGAGUAUGAAGGGUCCCGCACAGUUGAGGACCUCGCCAACUUCAUUUUCGAGAAUGGUAAGCACAAGGUUGAUGCCUAUGCUAAGCCUGAGGAGCAGCAGGAAGAUGCGGACGUCACUACUCCCCCUGUUGCAGCUCCCACUGAAGACGAGGCCCCGGAAGUUGCCAAAGAAGAAGCGGUGGAGCAUGAUGAACUCUAA
This is a messenger RNA of Aspergillus aculeatus ATCC 16872, 1557 nucleotides long. RefSeq names its product protein disulfide isomerase PDI1 (gene pdiA). Gene Ontology annotation, molecular function: protein disulfide isomerase activity. Gene Ontology annotation, biological process: response to endoplasmic reticulum stress; protein folding. Bases 1 to 1557 code for a protein of 518 amino acids. The record is from RefSeq and is a predicted model, not a curated record. NCBI's taxonomy places the organism in Eukaryota, Fungi, Ascomycota, Eurotiomycetes, Eurotiales, Aspergillaceae. The transcript is spliced from 4 exons. Gene Ontology annotation, cellular component: endoplasmic reticulum.